This is a messenger RNA of Melanaphis sacchari, 2131 nucleotides long. It is a transcript of the gene Syt4, whose product is annotated as synaptotagmin-4. Bases 82 to 1458 code for a protein of 458 amino acids. Gene Ontology annotation, cellular component: synapse; axon; membrane. NCBI's taxonomy places the organism in Eukaryota, Metazoa, Arthropoda, Insecta, Hemiptera, Aphididae. The transcript has 9 exons. Gene Ontology annotation, biological process: regulation of calcium ion-dependent exocytosis; regulation of dopamine secretion; vesicle fusion. The record is from RefSeq and is a predicted model, not a curated record. Gene Ontology annotation, molecular function: phosphatidylserine binding; SNARE binding; calcium-dependent phospholipid binding.
UCCUUUGCCACUCGGUACACGACAGUCGUCCGGUGGUUCUUGGGCAAGUUGUGCCGCGCGCAUCCGUCCGGUCUGUACGCUAUGCCUGCCACGGGAUUCGCGAGUCAAGACCCUGUGGCCGAGAAAACCGAACACGGCGAUGUAUUCGCAAAUUAUGGAACGACUGAAAUUUUGUAUACAGGUGGAUGUGCAGUUAUGAUACUAGGAAUUUUGAUUUUCGCAUGCCAUAUUUGUGCUAAGAAAAAACUGUUAUGGUUUAAAAACAAAAGUAAACUACCAACUGCAGCUUCGGAACCACAUUUGGCUUUUUAUCAUCGAAAACCAACCACAGCCGUGAAGGCUGUUAAAAAUCCUGCUGGAUCACAUUAUUUGAAAAAAAGUCCAAGUCCUACAGGCAGCAAAACACCUGUUGGUGAUGGAAGUAUAAGCCCCACUGGAUCAGAAAAAACGUCUAGACAUUCACCAACUAUAAGUCCGACCUGUGAACAAAAAACUGUGCAGCCACCCAUACAUACGUUGUCAGUUGUACAUGAGAAUGAAAUAGAUAAUAAGUUAUUAUCGAAAAGUAAUCAGCAACAAACUGAAAUUGGCCCAAAUGAUACACCUGGUAAAAUGGGAGUACUUUUUUUCAAACUUCGGUAUAAAAAAGACAAAAAAGUUCUCCUGGUUAAUAUAAACAAAUGCAUGGACUUAACACCUAAAGAGAAAAAUUCUGGCACUAGUGAUCCUUACGUAAAAUUACAAUUGUUGCCUGAUAAGGAACAUAAAGUUAAGACACGAGUAUUGAGGAAAACAAGGAAUCCGGUAUAUGACGAAGACUUUACAUUCUUUGGAAUUCAAACGAAUAAACUUCAAUCUAUGACAUUGCAUUUUGCCAUAUUGAGUUUUGAUCGUUACUCUAGAGACAGCCUGAUCGGUGAAGUUUUCUAUACCUUGAAUGAAAAAGAUGUAUUGGAAUCAAUCGAAAAAGAACAAAUUUCUAUUCAAAAGGAUAUCGUACUUCGUAGUGUUAAACAAUCACAAAUUGCCAAUCGUGGAGAAUUGUUGGUAUCUUUGUGUUGGCAACCAGCAACUAGAAGAGUAACAGUAGUUGUAUUGAAGGCUAGAAAUUUGCCUAAGAUGGACUUGACUGGAUUGGCUGAUCCAUUUGUGAAGAUAAAUUUCUUAGUUGACGGAACACGCAUAUCAAAGAAACGGACUCACAUGAAGAAACGUACAUUGAACCCGGUUUAUAACGAAUCAUUUGUGUUUGAUUUGCCUUCGACUGUUGUUGAUUUACAUAAUGUGUGUAUUGAGUUUUGUGUUUUCGAUCACGAUAGAGUCACUAAAAACGAAAUAAUCGGGCGAGUUUUAAUGGGGCAUCCGGACAAUCCAUCUGUUACCGCCGAACGUCACUGGAAAGAAGUAAUGAAUGCGCCACGGAGACAAAUAGCUGAUUGGCACAAAUUAGUUGUCUGAACCAUCAAGUAACCAAGAAAGAGGAUACCGCAACAAGAAUAAUGUUAUCUAUACUCUUCCUAUAACUUUUGAUUUAUAUUUUGUACCAAAGUUUACCUCUAUAUAUAAACGAUCUAUUAUAUUCACUUUCAAAAUAUACUCUGUACAUUGUCCAAACGUAUAAUUGACAAUAUUACCCAUUAUAUAUUUUCAUAUCCAUUUUAGACGUUAUGCUAAUCUAAACAUGCAUAGGACAUUUUAUUGGUAAACAUGAAUCGAUAUAAAAUGUGAAGUAUAUUGUUUAGUUUUAUUUUAUCAUUGCUAACCUUUGUACCAAAAUCCUUGACAAAUACAAACAGGGUGUGUUAAAAGAAAAAAAACGAACAAAUAAGAUGAGAUGAAUCAGAAUUAGGUUGUUGAAAAUAGCGAGAUAAAUGUGGAGUCGACAUAUGUCUAACUUAAUUUUAUUAUUUUUUUUUAUCAACCAAUUUAAUAUUGCAUGUUUUAAAAUCUAUCUUGUUUAAUAUUUGUUUUUAAUAUAAAACAGCUUGUGCUUUAGUUUAUAACAUUUAGUGUUAUUGUUAAGAAUAUUGGUAUAAUGUAACGUAGGUAAGCUAAAUUGUCAUGCAAACAAUAUAAUUAUAACGUGCUAUUACACUCUAAAAAAAAAAAAAAAAAACACAAAUAAUAUACC